This is a messenger RNA of Aegilops tauschii subsp. strangulata, 705 nucleotides long. RefSeq lists its product as uncharacterized. Lineage: Eukaryota; Viridiplantae; Streptophyta; Magnoliopsida; Poales; Poaceae. The record is from RefSeq and is a predicted model, not a curated record.
GCCUAUAAGAUACACCAAGACGCCGUGUGCUGAGCCCAUCCAUCGAUCCGCGCUGACCCCUGUCGUCGGGUGUACUCAACUUCCUCCACUAGCUAAGCUCCAUCUGCAUCCAUCCAUGGCGUCCGUGAAGAUCGCCGUCGUCCUCUUGGCGUGCGCCACGCUCAUGGCGACGGCGGCGGCGUACGCGCCGUACCGGCCCGAGCCCGAGCCCUGCAAGACGCAGGCCAUGUACUUCAAGAACUGCCUCCUCCUCGUCAGUGAGUGCGAGAAGUGCUGCACAGGCGUGGUGGCGGACCCCGCGUGCUUCUGCGAGGUGGAGCGAGAGGCCGAGAUCCAGUGCGCGCCCGGCCACCACUGCAGCCGCGCCGACAAGAAGAUCAAGAUCCACGAGAUGAACCUCUCCUGCAUGAAGAACCUCAAGUGCAAGCGUGCGUGAAGGCCGGUACCUUAGCUGCUUCCUACUACAAGUAUAUCUCGUCUCUCGUUUGUGUAUCGACUUUGUGGUCUGGCUUUCUUCCGACUAUGAUGUUUAUGUUGUGUCGUCGUCCUCAUGUAAACUUUGGUAUAACAUGGUGCUCGAUCUAAAACUAUCCACAUCGUCGCUGUACGCUUCUAUCAUGUACUUUGUCUGUCGAGAUCACUUGAUGCAUGCAUAUGCAUCUCUACUAUUCUUCUUCAGGGAUCAAGACAUUUACCUCGACAAAA